CUUCCUCUUCUUGCUACAACACAUUUACGCCCUUCAGUAUGGACUUCUCGGCAGCUGCGUUUGAUCCUAAAGCUAUCGAUCCUGAGGUCAAUGCCCUCAAUGAUAAAUUGAUUCAGCUUUGCCAACGAGAAUUUGACGAGAAACAGAAAUGGUGGGACAUUGGUGCUCAGGAGUACCGAGACAAACGCGCCGCUGGGCUCACUGCGUUUCCCAAGCCGGUCAUUUUGGAGCAUCGCGAGGUACAGGUGCAGUCGAGAGACUCUGGCAGGACCAUUCCUGUUCGUGUCAUCUCUCCUGGCGACGAGGCAGCAGCCAAGGGCAUCUUCAUUCACAUUCAUGGAGGUGGUUGGGUUCUAUCUUCCUCAGAGAGUCAAGAUCCGUACUUGACACGACUCGCAAAGGGGACGUCUUGCUUGGUGCUAUCAAUUGAGUACAGGCUUGCACCAGAGCACCCUAGCCCGAGUCCUGAGAAUGACUGCUAUGAUGUGUACGAAGCAAUUCUCAAUGGAACUGAUGGCAUCCUACCUUCAGAUAGUGCGGCGAGGAAGCGGAUCUUUGCUGGUGGAGAGUCUGCUGGAGGACAUUUGACUAUGGUGACGGCACUGGCCAUUAAAGCAAAGCUUGGAAAGUCGUUGAAUGGGCUAGUCCUCAACUACGGUGCUUUUGAUCUUUCGUUCGUUAUCCUUUGAUUGUCUCCUUGCUAACAUGAAAGAGGCACGCCAUCCGUUAAGAACUCUACUGUGCCUCUCGUGCUCAAUAACGACGACAUCACUGCCUUUGCCAAAGCGUACCUGCCAAAUGCCAAGA
Messenger RNA from Protomyces lactucae-debilis, 807 nucleotides. Its product is annotated as alpha/beta hydrolase fold-domain-containing protein. The transcript has a single exon. The record is from RefSeq and is a predicted model, not a curated record. The coding region runs from base 39 to 689 and encodes 216 amino acids. Gene Ontology annotation, molecular function: triacylglycerol lipase activity; sterol ester esterase activity. Gene Ontology annotation, biological process: triglyceride catabolic process. Gene Ontology annotation, cellular component: cytosol. NCBI's taxonomy places the organism in Eukaryota, Fungi, Ascomycota, Taphrinomycetes, Taphrinales, Protomycetaceae.